CACAAAUUAUCGAACACUCGUAUAUACCACUAAGCGCGGGCUAAGUGAUCACGUUGUCACACAACAUCCAUUAUCUCAUUAUUUUUAAUAACUUUGCCACCUUAAAUAUUAUUCGCUGUUUAUUACGCGAGUGUUUAUACCUCAUACGCGUCACUUUGUUCAUAAAAUGCCCGACAAACGCCAGCCAUUUUUACUCAUACUCGUACUCACAUUAACUUUCAUGUUCUCGUACACACAAUCACUGCAAUCAUUCAUUUCUCAGUAUUAUUAUUUACCAAAACUCAAAAUUAUUAUUUAUUUUCAAAAAUUUAAACUUUAUUAUUACUGUCCAAGUGCCACUUGAUUGCUGCUUCCGUGAUAAUUAUUUAUUUUAUUUAAAUAUAUAACGAUAUCAGGAUGACGUGUGUCCUAGAAGUUGAUCACAGGUGUGGGCUUGUCCUACCGUCGACGGUGUGGUUACUUAGUGCGAUAAUCUACGAGAUAGUACAAAUAAAAGAUGGAACAGUUGGGAGAGGGGCAAACGGUGAUGGUUGGAGGAGCUGGAGGAACUGUCCAAGUGGUCCAGAUGGGACAAGGAGGCCAGGCGAUGAUGUUACCGCAGGCAAUCCAAGUCGCGGGUCCCAAUGGACAGAUCCAGGUGCUGCCGAUGUCGUCGUUGACUGGAGGAGGACAGCAGCUAGUGAUACAGCAGCCUCAGACACCGCAAAUAAUUCAAACCCCGGAUGGACAGACUUAUAUUUAUCAACCUGUUCAGUUAGACAGCCAGGUCCAGCAAGCGCAGCCUACUGGUAACUUUAUAAAUAUCAAUGGGAACCUGAUGCAGAUCGCGGGAACCUCGCAAGCAACCGCUACCACGGCGUCAGCUUCUCCUGUCCAGCAGAUCUCCAGUCCUACAUCAGCAACUCAGGCAGGAAAUAUUGUCAUGAUGGUACCUGGCAAUGGUGGACAGACGCAGUUCCAAAGAGUCGCGCUUCCCAAUGCUGAGUUUUUGGAAGAAGAGCCGCUUUAUGUCAAUGCGAAACAGUACAGGCGGAUCUUAAAACGGAGACAAGCUCGCGCUAAGCUUGAAGCUGAAGGAAAAAUACCUAAAGAAAGACCCAAAUAUCUCCACGAGUCGCGACAUCGGCAUGCGAUGAACAGGAUCCGCGGUGAAGGUGGAAGGUUUCACUCCGGUCAGGUUAAAAAAAGAAAUUUAAAUUCAAUGAGAUCAAUGCCAUUAACAACAAAAGCAAAUCAGCAUCAUGAUAAUAUGACAUCGACGAUCAUUAUUGAAAGCACGGGAGGCGGCGCGUCCUUACCAGAUAUGAUCUCGGAUGGACUAGUGACGGAUAGACAUUAAAAAUAAAAUAAUUAAUUAAUUAAGUAAAUAUUUAUGUAUAUUUAUAAAAUAUAAGUAAGCCAAAAAUAUGGGAGUUGAGAGGUUAGAUUUUUUUAAAUUUUAAAUCUCUCAGCUCCCGUGAGCUAUCGAACGCAGAGGCGGUAAUUUUUCAUCCGAUAAAUUUAAGGUUUAAAACUAUGGUCUGAGUUUUUAAAACAAAUAAAUAAGAUGUUAUUUAAAUUAAUGUACAUAAGUCGCGGCCCGUGAUUUUGUAUUUGUUUAGGUUUCAUUUGUACUAAAAAAUCGAUCGAUCAAUCGAUUCAAAGUUAACGUAAAAUUAAUUGAUAGGCACUGUGACUUUAAUGUGAAUGCAUCGUAAUUUAUAAGUGUAUAUUACUAUUAUUUUUAAUUACAUUUGUAGGAUAAAUUUUUAAUAGAUAAUUCAAAUUUAUAAAGAAAAAAAAUAAUUAAAUUUAAAAAAACUGCAAUCAAUUAAUCUUAAGAUUUAGUUCAAUUAAUUAAUUAAUUUUUUCUUUACUAAUUAGUUGAGUACAAUUUCUAUUUGUUCGAACAUCGCAUUUUGCCAUGACAGUUUUUUUUAUUAAUUAAUUGAGAUUUAAUUGUCGGCUUUUUCUUUUAAAUUAUUUGGGUACUUGUGUACUGAAAAAAUGAUUAAUUAUCGGCUGAGAAUUAAUUUGUAAUUUUUGGUAAUUAUGUAAAAAUCAAUGCGAUGUUUGAGUGAUGGCAUAAAUACGUACAAUGUAAAAUAAAUAUAUUAGUUUUCGCGUGGGGUUGAAUAAAUACUAAUUAUUACAUAAGUAAAUUAUCAAUUAGAUAGAACAAAAAAGUGUAGUAAUAUAAAUUUAUUUUCUUAUUUAUCAUAAUGUACAAGUAAAAUUUUAAUUCAAGUUCAAAUUUGUUAUUUUUUUUUUUUUUUAGUGAUGAUUAAAAUUUCAUUGAUAAUCAAAUUAGUUUUUAAGAUAAACAGACGAAUGUUUAAAAAUUUUUAAAUCAAAUAUUGGAAUUUAUUUGAAUAACUUUUUACCAGUCUCACUGAUAACUGCAGCGUAUUCUGAGUCGCCAGUACUAAAAAAGUAAAAUUUUAAAAUUUUUCUCAAUUCCACUCAGAAAAAAAAAAAAAAUUCUUGGCGCAAAAAAAAUUUGUGAUUAUGAAGUGAAUACUUAAAUUUUCUGAGGAUUAGAGAAAAUUUUCGCGCUAAGAAAUUUUUUUUUCUUUGUAUGAUUUUUUAUAUUGAUUAAAAAAAAUAGAGUUGAGUUUUUUUUACUAACGUCACUUUAAGAAUUUCUCUUUGUUUUAAAUUUGGAUCCAAAUUACUUUUGGGUUUUUCAAUAAUUGGACGCUUGGGAGUCCAACCAAAGCCUUGUAAGUGAUUUAAAUCACGGAAUGAAUAUUUGUAAACUGUUUCUGGAACGAUCCAAUCAUUUGGCAAAAGUAAUUUAUUGUUAUUUUUAAUUUGUGGAUACAACGAACAGAAAUCGUACUGAUAAAUUGUUUUUACAGGUAUUUUGACUUGCUCAAUAGUACUUUUUGGUGUGUCUAAUAUCUAAACAAUAACUAUUAUUAAUUAAUAUAUUA
Molecule: messenger RNA, 2915 nt
Organism: Microplitis demolitor
Lineage: Eukaryota; Metazoa; Arthropoda; Insecta; Hymenoptera; Braconidae
Gene: Nf-YA
Product: nuclear transcription factor Y subunit alpha
Exons: 7
Coding region: 497-1339 (280 amino acids)
Biological process (GO): regulation of transcription by RNA polymerase II
Cellular component (GO): CCAAT-binding factor complex
Molecular function (GO): DNA-binding transcription factor activity, RNA polymerase II-specific; RNA polymerase II cis-regulatory region sequence-specific DNA binding
Source: RefSeq, a predicted model, not a curated record